Messenger RNA from Williopsis jadinii, 1756 nucleotides. It is a transcript of the gene UBX5, whose product is annotated as DNA protein crosslink repair co-factor UBX5. The record is from RefSeq and is a predicted model, not a curated record. Lineage: Eukaryota; Fungi; Ascomycota; Saccharomycetes; Phaffomycetales; Wickerhamomycetaceae. Gene Ontology annotation, biological process: proteasome-mediated ubiquitin-dependent protein catabolic process. Bases 188 to 1606 code for a protein of 472 amino acids. Gene Ontology annotation, molecular function: ubiquitin binding. Gene Ontology annotation, cellular component: nucleus. The transcript has a single exon.
AAAAUCUUACGUAAUAUCUAAAACAUCCGGACAUCCCAAUCCUGUGAUGGCAACGCAUCGCCUUUGGUGAGUUGGGCCCCUCAAAACAGCAUACAUUCACCAUUGAUCUUUAUACACACCGACUCGUAUUCUUCUUUUGCAUACAUAUAGAGGGACAUCAGCGAGAUUACGAUACCAGGACAGAGAUAUGAGCGAGGAGGUGGAUUUAUUUAUGGCUGUUACCGGGUGUGAAGACCCUUCAAUGGCCCAAAACUUCCUGGAGAUGGCCCAGAACAAUAUGGAUACUGCUGUGUCGCUAUACUACGAACACGGGCCAUCAGGUGGCGGCAACUCUACGAAUAAUGACUUGAGCAACGUUGGCUCUGGUGAAGAUGACGAGGCUCUUGCACAGAGACUACAGAAUGAGGCCUAUCAGGACAAUACCAGAGCACCUGAUGAAGCUAGGCAUGAGAGGCUGGUUGAUGAUUUGAACAUCUUCCCCGGUACAUUUGGCGGUGUUGGAGGGAGUUUCAACCCACUGUUGAAUAACCCAGACCAACUGAUCUAUGGGAACCAACGCAGAGGUAUAUUCAACCAAAGAGACAGUGGCUAUGGAAAUGAUGACUCAGAUGGCUCAGAUGCUGAUUCAGAUGAAGAGUUCAGUGGGAUGACUGAGGGCCAAAAGAGGCUGGCUAAGCUGUUUAGACCACCUUUUGAUAUCAUGGAGAAGUUGGAUUUGGAUUCUGCAAAGAGGAAAGCCAGACAAGAGUCUAAGUGGAUUCUGAUAAAUAUUCAAGACCCUUCGGAUUUCCUGUGCCAGACUUUGAAUAGAGAUUUCUGGAAGAGCACCACUGUCAAAGAGCUUGUCAGGGAACAUUUUGUAUUCCUACAAUACCACAGUGAUUCAAGAAGCGGUGAGCAAUACAUCAAUUUUUAUCCAUUCAAGGAGUACCCACACAUUGCCAUAUUGGAUCCAAUUACAGGUGAACGGAUGAAGAUGUGGUCUGGCGUACCAAAAGUUCAAAAAUGGUGUGAUGAAGUUUACAAUUUCCUGAACGACUUCUCAUUGGAUCCAAACUCGGUGAACCCAAUAGUCCAACACAAGCAGCAUAUAGAUCCAAAUACUCUAUCCGAGGAAAAGCAGAUGGAGUACGCUAUCAAACAAUCGUUGGGAGACUCAGCAUCAAGCGAUGAGGACGAUAGCGACCUGGAGAUGUUGAGUGGUGGGGAUGAAGAUAACCCGUUGGUGAUCGACGAUGAACAAGAAGGUGAGACUGAAAGUAUAAUUACGAAGCCUGCUUCAGAAGCUAAAGAACUUACAGAGGAAGAGAAAGUGAAGCAGAUUGAACCACUGAACUAUGAGGAACCUCCUCAAUCACCAGAAACCACAAGAAUUCAGAUAAGAACAGGCGAUGGUUCUAGAAUAGUUAAGAGAUUCAACAUCGAUGACAAAGUGCUGAAGUUAUACCAAGUUGUGAAGUAUGAGUUCAAGGACAAGAUUGGAGACGGCUUCUUCUCAUUAACAAGUCAAAGGGAGAAUCUCAUCAACAAGUUGGACGAUACAAUAGCCGAUGCUGGCUUGAAGAAUGCGUCAACACUGUUAGAAAUAAUGCAAGAUAAUGAAUAGGCCACGUCAAGUCUAUAACUAUUGAUUAAUUCUAUACUCAAAUAGCCAAUUACAACAUAUUAUACGAAAGUUCCAUAUAUUCCGGAUCAGAACAACAAAAUCAACCAACCAUACGUAGGUACUUGACAUUAAUCAAUACUUGCUUCAAGU